This is a messenger RNA of Triticum turgidum subsp. durum (durum wheat), 1914 nucleotides long. The record is from the annotation of a GenBank genome assembly. NCBI's taxonomy places the organism in Eukaryota, Viridiplantae, Streptophyta, Magnoliopsida, Poales, Poaceae.
AUGGCAGCACUAAAUGAUGUUGAUUCUCGAAGAUUGUUCUUUAAGAGAACUUUCCACUCCGAAAAAUCCUGCCCUCCUCAUCUGGAAAAGGUUUCAGUUAAGAUUUUAAAAAAAUGUGGUGGUCUACCAUUGGCUAUAAUUACAAUUGCGAGUUUGCUAGCCAAUAAACCUCAAAGCACAGGUGAAUGGGAGAAACUGCAAGAUUCAAUUGGUACUGGUCUUUCAUAUGAGAAUGAUGAUGGUGGAAAAGGAAUGAGAGAUAUAUUAUUACUUAGUUACUGGGAUCUUCCACACCACCUGAAGACUUGUUUAUUGUACGUAUGUAUAUAUCCAGAGGACCACCGUAUCAACUGUGCAGAACUGAAAUCGAAAUGGAUAGCUGAAGGAUUUGUUGCUACACAAUGGGGAAAUCUGUAUCAAGAAGCAGAGAACUAUUUCAAUGGACUUGUCAAUAGAAAUCUGAUUCAGCCAGUUGAUGUUGGCUAUGAUGGCAUUGUGCACUACUGCCAGGUUCAUGAUAUGGUGCUUGACCUUAUAAUAUCUUUGGCAGAAGAAGAAAACUUUGCCCUUAUUCUAAAUGGACGUGUCUGCAAUUCUUUGCCAAGCAAGAUUCAUCGGAUCUCCAUACAAUCUAGUGGGCAAGAACAUAAAGGAGCAACCCAUGAGAUCACAAAAAGCAAGUUACAUCUUCGCUCACUGAGUGUGUUUGGAGAAGAGGAGUCCAUACCCCUACUUGUGGACUUCCGUUCCUUGCGCGUAUUGGAUUUACUUUAUGGUGGUUUGUGGCGAGAGAAUAGGCAUAUAAAGAAUGUGGGAAGUUUGUCUCAGCUGAGGUAUUUGCGACUUAAUGGUGAAAAAAUCACCAAGCUUCCUGACGAAAUUGGGGAGUUACGCUACUUAGAGACUCUCCAUUUGAGGGGUUGUAGAAGCCUCACAACACUGCCAUCAAGUAUGGUUCGCCUACAGAAACUGGUGCGCCUAUUUGUUUACGCAGGCCUUUGGCUGCCUGCAGAUGUGUUUGGGAGCAUGCAAGCCUUGGAGGAAGUAUCAUGCAUCAAUCAUGUUGACAACGCAGUAAAAUUUGCAGAGGUGCUCGGGAAUCUAACAAAACUGAGAAAGCUCACGCUGUGUUGUGAGACAUCUCAUAUACGAGGACAUGGUCGUAAGGAAAGAUUUUUGGAACUUUUGCGGUCAUCUGUAUCCAAGUUGGCCGAAUACAACCUUCAGUAUCUUUAUGCUCCUAAUGAAUUAGUAGAGUAUAUGUUCAAGGAUCAAAGCCGCGCCUUUCCGCACCUCCAAGUUAUUAAAGUGUUGGAAUAUAUGAAAAGUGUUCCCUCAGGAAUGGCUUCCCUAAACAAUGUCGUCGAUUUGGACAUAGAAGUUCGGAGGUUUUAUGAGGAAGAACUCCAUCUUCUCAUGGGUUUGCCUUCUCUGACCCAUCUCCAGCUGAAGGUAAUCGAUCCGGAGGCUUGGGCGAGAAUGACGGCGAUGACUGUCGGUAGUAACGGAUUCAAGCUUCUAAAGGUGUUCUGCUUUGUGUUUAAGGGGUUCACGGGAACAGGAAUAGCAUUUGCACCAGGUGCUAUGCCAGCACUCCGACGGUUCCACCUUCAGUGGAAAGCAAAGGAGGUUAUGUGCAAAUAUUCAUAUUCUGACAGUGCUGACAUGGGCAUCGAGCUUCUUUCAGGCCUUGAGCACCUCCAGAUUGAAACUGAUUGUUAUGACGCAACUGUGGCCGAGGUGGAGGCAGUGGAGGGUUCCAUUGCAAAAGCAAUCGCCCUGCAUCCCAACCGCCACACUCUUCAAGUCCAUAUCACUACUAGAAAGGACGAUUGUACUAUUUUCAAGGAUGACGAAGAGAGGUCCGCGGCAUGGAAGGAGUACUGGGCCGGACAGGCGCUCGGUGAGUAUUGA